Topomyia yanbarensis is the source of this 1681-nucleotide messenger RNA. RefSeq lists its product as uncharacterized. Gene Ontology annotation, cellular component: nucleus; transcription regulator complex. The coding region runs from base 129 to 1100 and encodes 323 amino acids. The transcript has a single exon. The record is from RefSeq and is a predicted model, not a curated record. Gene Ontology annotation, biological process: regulation of transcription by RNA polymerase II. Gene Ontology annotation, molecular function: DNA binding. Lineage: Eukaryota; Metazoa; Arthropoda; Insecta; Diptera; Culicidae.
AUAGUGACGUUUGGUUGUUUGUGAUUGUUUGAAAAUUACCUGGGAAAUAUUUUGUAUUUUGCAUUCAAAUUCCUAAAGUUUGAAUUACUUUUUUCUUGCGGCUACGGGUGCCUCCAACUAUUCCCAAAAUGGGUCCAACGAAAAUGACUCCGGAGGACCAGCAGUUCAACAUUUCGUUCGUUGCGGAAGUAAAGAAACAUCCAUGUCUCUUCGACAGUAACAGUACGGAGUAUAAGCAAGCUCAGAUUCAGGACAAAUCCUGGCAAGCUGUGUCAGCAAAUGUGAACGAAAGUGUCGAUAUGUGCAAAAAGCGCUGGAGAAACCUGCGAUGCUGCAUGACCCGGUACUUAAAGUCUGUUCGCGAUAACGCCGACGGCGGAUCCAGUAUUCGGAGAAAGCCGUACUAUUUGUAUAAUCACAUGCAGUUCGUAAUACCCUAUUUGAAGAUGAAGGAUGGCGAAGGUUCGACAUAUGAAUCAGAAGAUUCCGUUUGGGUAAAAGGUAAUAAUAGUGCAGAAGUUUUAAAGGAGGACGAAGAUGAAGACGAAGAGCCAGAACAGGAUAUAGAGACGAUCGAUGUGCAGGAGGAAGACCACCAGCAAAUAAAGCAAAGUAUCAUUCAGUCUAUUAAGAUCUUACCUAUGAGCCAGGAAGAGCAAAACCAGGAAACGACCACCACCUAUGAAAUAAUCGAGGCAACUCCUUCUAAGCAGCCACGCAUCGAAUCGGUUCACAGCUUAUCAGCCGUGACACCUGUGUCGACCACUCAGCAAGCGGCCAAGCACAAAGACCCGCUUAAUCUUAAACACUUCACCUACACUGUCGCCACACCGCAGGCGAACACCGCCACUCUCUACACUUCCACCCCGAUCGUAACCGGACAGCAUCAACUGCAGGCUGCUACCUCCAGCUCGAAUGCACAGCGGAAACAGACGGCGCAGCAGCAACAGGCGCAAAAUUUAGCUAAUGCCGCGGCCGACGCGGAUAACAACUUCUUCAAAAGUCUCAUUCCCGACAUACAGUCGAUGAACAUGGACCAGAAGCGCAAACUAAAGAUUGGUAUCCUGCGUCUGAUCGACGAGAUUCUCAGUACGACGUAAAAUUACUGUAAUCCUUUAUAUUUUUUAUUCUUUUACACAUUUAGUUUGCAACUAAGUUUAUUUAUAGCCAUGAAUGAAAAAGGAGGUACAAUACCUUGUACAUACUACAGUGUAAUGACAUGCUAUAAUAAUUAGCAUGAACAAAAACGUCAGGAUAACCUUUUAAUCACGUUUUAACUUGUAGUGUGAACAAAGUAUAAAGUUUAGGCGGGAAACGAGAUUUAUUUACCAUCAAUUUCUACUGCCGGAUGCCGGACCUAAAAAAACCAUUUGUAAAACGAUGCAUCUUUUGAAAGCGUCAAUGAACGUAAUACAAGCUCGAUUUAGCGUCUUUAUAGUUUUUGAUAUGCUCCUUUUGAUUUCAUUGCUAGAUCUAUAUAUAUAUACAACUCUUGAUUUUUCAAGUAACCUAACAUUAUUCAGUUAAAAAUAGUUCUGUAGGAUUAAUGUAUUGUAGAUGUAAUUAUCUAGUUGGUUGCGCAAUUUUAAUUUCCGAAAAUAUCAAGAGCUAGAAAAGUAACGUACAAUAUUAUGUAUCUGACAUUUUAAUGAAUGGUGAAUAAAGAUUUUGAAAAUAGUCA